AUGGCCAACGCAGGAGCCAUCGACACCAGCAACUUUCCGACGCCCGGGCAGAACUCUAGUGGGCGAGAGAGGCAUGAUGGAUUGCUGAGCCCAAAGACCAAAGAAUGGCUCGCUAAGCAGAACAACAAGCUUGCGCGAGGUGAGCGAUUGACGCUCAUGGAUGCUGGGGCGAAGGAGUUGAUCGAAGCUGGAUUUGCGGCUAUAGAGAACGGGCCGGUGGUCUCUCCUUCCCUCUCAAACUUGUCCAUCGGUCAGCAGUCGCCUCUCGGGAUCGACCAGAUUUGCCAACCAGACCAUAUGAUGAGAGGCCUGGCUUUACGGGUUUGGGCGCAGUUUGUGACCAGCAACGGGGCUUGA
Messenger RNA from Saxophila tyrrhenica, 357 nucleotides. RefSeq lists its product as uncharacterized. The record is from RefSeq and is a predicted model, not a curated record. NCBI's taxonomy places the organism in Eukaryota, Fungi, Ascomycota, Dothideomycetes, Mycosphaerellales, Extremaceae. The coding region runs from base 1 to 357 and encodes 118 amino acids. The transcript has 2 exons.